Molecule: messenger RNA, 2607 nt
Organism: Xyrauchen texanus (razorback sucker)
Lineage: Eukaryota; Metazoa; Chordata; Actinopteri; Cypriniformes; Catostomidae
Gene: tmem119a
Product: transmembrane protein 119a
Exons: 2
Coding region: 156-833 (225 amino acids)
Biological process (GO): ossification; positive regulation of osteoblast differentiation; positive regulation of osteoblast proliferation
Cellular component (GO): plasma membrane
Source: RefSeq, a predicted model, not a curated record
AUCUACCAUAAGCUUUACAGGACAACACAGGCAGCUAUUUUUCCUACCCCUCACUGUUUUUGUCUUUUCUUUAAUUCUUUUUGAACUGUAACAAGGGUUGUCAUCACAGAACAUCAGAGAAAACAAGGAACAAUACAGCAGUCUAUAAAGGAAGUAUGUCACUCUCUUUUUCUCUGCGCUUUAUCUGUGUGCUCCUGGUUGCUGUCUGGGGCAGCAGUUUCUUCAUUGAAGCAGUCCCAUUCAACGUGUCCAUGGAGGGCAGCGGGGACGAAUCCGAACUCAUCUUUCCCAUCGCUCGAACCACCCAUAUUCCCCCUUCCCCCUCCAAUUCUCCAAACAUCACCACCACCUUCAUCCGCAUCAAAGACUUUAUCUUCAACCAGGUGGUGGACUUCCUGAAGGAGAACUUGCUGCUUAUUAUAGUUGUGACUUCUCUCUUAGUAGUCAUCAUCUUCAUCGUCUGCUGUGCCUCUGCGAUGAGCCACAAACGCAAACUUGAGGCCUACUACCCACCGAAGACCUAUGCACCCAGGAAAUAUAUGAGCCAACCCAAUAGAGCUAUGGAGAAGCCACAACAGACCAAACCUCAAAACCAGAUCCAGGAUAUCAAGACGACUGCUGCAAAUACCCACCGAGAACCUUCCAAAGCACUGGUAGGGGAGAAGGAAGGGAAAGACCCCCUACCCAGGCUGAAGGAGGUCCAGAAGAUGGAGGAUGUUGAAGAGGUGGAGAUGCAGAAAGAGGAACCUCAGCCAAGCACCUCAAAUGCCACCUCAAGUCAACCGCAGGUCUGCACCUGCCAUCUUAGAAAGGCCAAUCCCUCUACAGCGUGAGGGAGCUUUUUCAUUAACAUCAAGGAAUAACAUUGAUUCCAUAACUGUCUGUCUGAAAACUUUUUCCACUGUUAUUAAUCUUUUGGAAAUCCUCUGUGUGCUUUCCUUGCUUUGAAACCUUUGUAUGUUCCAUCUGUAUGAGUUCUAACAGACAGAGAGAAAGACAGGGAGAGAAAAUGAUGUGUUUGUUUGUUUGGUAGCAUUAUACAAUAAGGUUGUAUUUGUAAACAUUAUUUAAAGGAAUAUUCCAGGUUCAGUACACAUUAACCUCAAUCGACAGCAAAAAAAUAUUUGACUCAUACCAACUUUUCUUAAAAAAAAUAAAAUUGAGGUUACAAUGAAGCACUUACAAUGGAAGUGAAUGGGACCAUUUUUGGAGGGUUUAAAGGCAUAAAUGUGAAGCUUAUAAUUUUGUAAAAGCAUUUUCAUUCAUUCUACUGUUUAUACUGGUGUAUUAUUUGAGCUGCAAAGUUUUAAAAAUCCUUGUUUUUACAGUCAGUUUAGGGUUUUGUUUACUACAUUAUGGCAACAAAGUUGUAAAAUUGGCUAUAACUUUACAGAGAAAAGGUUGGUAAGCAAUUUUAUCAUACUAAAAUCAUGUUAACACAUAUAUUGUUUACAUCUUGUGGCUAUAAUUUUGAAACGUUGACUAUUUGAAUGUUUACAGAUUGGCCCCAUUGUAAGUGCCUCACUUUAACCCAAUUCUUUUGCUUUUUUGAAAGAAAAGGAGGGGCCAGUCAAAAUGCAUUUCUGUUGUAAUCAAUAAUAUGCCAUAAAUGCUGUAGAUUGAGCUUAACUUGAUUUGAACCUGGAAUAUUCCUUUAACUGCAUUAGUUAACAAACAGCAAUUAUUUUACAGCAUUUAUGGUGAAUGUUGAACAUACUAAUACAUUUAGCAUUUGUUAACAUUAAGAAAUGCAUUACAAACUUAAAUGGUUCAUUGUUAGUUCAUAAUAGUUUAUUAACGUUCACAAAUAGAACCUUAUUGUAAAGUGUUACCAUUUGUUCAGCUCAUUUCUUGCUUCUUUUAAUUAUUUUUUAUAAGAGGAAAAAAUCUUCUCUACAGUCUAACAAUAAUUUUGAUGUCUAGUUGGAAAAUAAAAUUGUGUACAUGGACAGCAUUUGUAAAUUACUUUCUAGUUUUGAGAAACAAUAGCGCUUUGACUCCUUUCCUUGAGUAUAUUCUAAAUGCAAUAUUUAUAUGCAUGGUAAUACAUAGUUCAUACCAAAUUUUUAAAGUUAUUGUUAGGUGUUGUACAUUAAGACAUUAAGGUUAUUUUAUAUAAACCGAGUCAAGACUUUCUUUAACAUUGAAUUUACUUUUUUUUGUCAUAAAAUUAACUUUCCAGUAUCUCCUUUUCUGUUCCAAAUCAAUAAAAUCUUUUUUCAGAAAUACAGAUAUAAUGUGAGGUGAAGAGUCCAGAGUCCAUUGCAUAUUAUGUAUAUUGAAUUGUGUUUUGUUUAAGUCUACAGUUAAAAAACAAAUUACAUAAAAUAAAGGCCUGGUAAAUUCAACAAUUAAGCAGUACAAUGCUAAAAUAUUAUUAUUAUUGUAGUUAGUUAUUAUUAUUAAUAGUAGUAUCUAGACUACUGUAUCAAUUACAUGAAAUUAUUAGAUGUAUAAAACAAACUGCUUUCUUGGGACCUGUCUGUUUGUCUGAUGUCCAUUUGUCAAAAGAAUAUCAAGAGCUUAACAGAAAAUAGCUUGAUCAUCUAGAGUUGGUUUGGCUGUAGCAUAUGAAACCCAAGACCUCCUCCAAGAGAGUACAGGAGA